AUGGCUUAUUCAAGAAUGAUUGCUGAAGACGACAAAUUUAGUCAUGAUAAGGUUGAAUUGUUGACUGCGGAUAGCGUAAGAAACCCACAAAGUCUAAUUUUGGUAAUGGUAACAGAAAUUUUCAAUAAAAUGAUUUUGGAAUUUAAUCACACAAUCGAAAAUGUUUCUUAUAUUAUUUAUGACGAAGCACAUUUCAUGGGUGAUUUGAAAAGAGGAAAUAUUUGGGAGAAAAGUAUAAUAUGCUGUCCAAAAAAUAUAAAUAUUUUGCUUUUAAGUGCUACAAUUGAAAAUUCAAAAGAAGUUGCUACGUGGAUUACAACAAUUAAGGGCAAACCUUGUCAUCUUAUAAAAACAAAAAAAAGAUUUGUUUCUUUAGAAUUUUAUGUUUCUUCGUGUGAUGAAUCACUUUUGUAUACUGUUAAAGAUGUCAAUGAAAAAAUUUAUAAUGCUGCAUUUGACAAGAUUCAAAAAGAAAAAUCUUAUGCUACUUCUAUUAAAAAAAAAUAUUUCUAA
This is a messenger RNA of Strongyloides ratti, 513 nucleotides long. Its product is annotated as Superkiller viralicidic activity 2-like 2. The coding region runs from base 1 to 513 and encodes 170 amino acids. Lineage: Eukaryota; Metazoa; Nematoda; Chromadorea; Rhabditida; Strongyloididae. The record is from RefSeq and is a predicted model, not a curated record. The transcript is spliced from 2 exons. Gene Ontology annotation, biological process: RNA catabolic process. Gene Ontology annotation, molecular function: RNA helicase activity; ATP binding; nucleic acid binding.